This is a messenger RNA of Stylonychia lemnae, 1122 nucleotides long. NCBI's taxonomy places the organism in Eukaryota, Ciliophora, Spirotrichea, Sporadotrichida, Oxytrichidae. The record is from the annotation of a GenBank genome assembly.
AUGAUUCCAAAUAGAGACAGAAGAAUUGAGAUUUAAAACCCCACCAAUGAGAUGCAGCCAAUAAUCUUUGAUGAAAUUCAUGAGGAAAAUAUGAUUCAAUACGACAGUAAGGAAUUCUCAGAGCUGCAGAGUUUUGUAAACUUACGGAAGCAGAUAACUGAGUAAAAUAGUUGGCUAAUUUACUCAGUAAUGGGAGCCAUCUCACUAGCAAGUCAUAACUACAUUAUAUCAGUUCAAAUGAAUAUGAAAAACAACUCCUCCUACAUCUACUCCGAGUGCUUUUCAUUCAUUACCUUCCCUCUAUGCUAUCAUGCUUUACAAGCUUACAAUACCUGGCAAUCUAGGGGCAAAUUUUGGACUAAAGAUAAGUCUUAACUGACUCUUAUAUCAAACAGAGAAAAAAUUGAUAUCCAUAAAAUCAUCCUGCUAAUAUUUAGAGGAAUCCUUCAAGUUAUGAUUCCACUUAACACAGCUCUCAUAGCGUUUUAUGCUAUCAAAGUUGACAUGAGUGUAGGAGCAAUGUACUCAAUUGUGACAUUGGCCUCAUUCUUUAUAGCUUUUACUUUCUAUAUACUUUAUAAAGAAAAAUUACUGGUGCGACAUAUCGUUGGAAUGGUACUAAUGAUAUUUGGAGUAAUUUCUAUAGCUGUUUCAAAGUCAAGGAACCAGGAUAUGACUAUAUCACCACAAUUAAUCAUACCUAUCAUGCUUUGUCUAUUAUAAUGUACAUUUUUGACUGUAUGUGCUGUUAUUCUAAGAUAAGUUACAAAGAGAGGAUAUGAUUCCAUUCAGUUUUCGCAAGACUCGUUCUUAGUAGCUGGUAUUUUUUAUCUGAUACUGUUUAUUUACUCUUAAACUGUAUUCCCAGGAUCAAUUACCACUCAAAAGAUUAUCAUCUUGACUUUAGCUGGAGCAUUCUUAAUACUUGGAAGUACAUUCUAAAACGUGGCAUUGAAGUCAGGCAGAGGAGGAGUAGUUAUGGCCAUUAUUUAGUGCUAAAGCUUGUUCUAAUUUGUAUUCGAGAUUUUCCUUUAGUUUAGAGUUCCUAAUAUUUUUGAAAUCACUUCACUCUCACUUUCAACUGUUGGAGUUAUUAUAGCCUCAUUAAAAGAUAACUAAUGA